Molecule: messenger RNA, 2444 nt
Organism: Pocillopora damicornis (cauliflower coral)
Lineage: Eukaryota; Metazoa; Cnidaria; Anthozoa; Scleractinia; Pocilloporidae
Product: sialate O-acetylesterase
Biological process (GO): carbohydrate metabolic process
Molecular function (GO): sialate O-acetylesterase activity
Source: RefSeq, a predicted model, not a curated record
GUCACGAGACCACCACGCAGUUUCACAUAGUUCUAAGAACUUUCGGUAUUUAUUACCACGUCUUGGGUUUUAUGAUGUUUGUGUCAAAGUUUUGUACGAUUUUUCUAGUUUUGGAGGCGACGUUUUUCACUUCAAACGUCUGUGCUUUCAGCAAAAUGGUUAAACUGGAAAGUGUUUUCCGUUUUGCCAACAUAUAUGGUGAUCAUAUGGUUCUGCAGAUGAAACCUUUUAGUGCAGUGGUAUGGGGAUUCGGUGAAAUAGGACAAACAGUUGAUGUCAAGUUGGGAGGUGAAGUUCAAACGACGGAAGUAGUGAAAGGUCCUGAAGGAUCAGGAGUAUGGAAGGUGACUUUAGAUUCUCGUGGUGCCGGUGGACCCUAUAACAUUACUGCUACUUCAAAAGUGGACAAUGUCAUGAAGACAAUAACUUUAGAGGAUGUUUUGUUUGGUGAUGUUUGGGUGUGUAGUGGACAGAGCAACAUGCAGUUUACAGUGUCUCAGGCAAUCAAUGCUUCAGAGGCAUCCAAAGAGGCAGACAAUUAUCCAGAAAUCAGAUUAUUUACUGCAAGUCUUAUUGAAUCUGAAACGCCUUUAUAUGAGCUUAAGGAAGUUGAACAGCCAUGGAGUGUUGCUUCAUCUGAAACUGUCAAUGGAGGUACUUGGAAAUAUUUCUCAGCUGUCUGUUGGUUUUAUGGCAAGAACCUUUAUGACCAGUUUAAGAGACCAUUAGGUUUAGUUGCCACUGACUGGGGAGGCACGCCAGUGGAAGCUUGGUCCUCACCAGAUGCCUUGCGAAAAUGCAAUGUAACUGGCAACAAAGUAGACAACUUAUACUUGUUGCCUGAAGAUGAGUCAUUCAAGGGGCCCCAGUCACACUCUGUGUUGUACAAUGCAAUGAUCCAUCCAUUUCUGAACAUGACCAUAUAUGGAGCAAUUUGGUAUCAAGGUGAAGCAAAUGCUGGAGCUCCAUAUAAUUACAACUGUACAUUUCCUGCAAUGAUUGAUGACUGGCGAUCCAAAUGGUUCUAUGGAACUGACGACCUCACAGACCCUGAAUUUCCUUUUGGAUUUGUUCAAUUGUCAGCCAAUGGAAAUGACUCAACCAUUGCAGAUGGAUUUCCUGUCAUUCGAUGGGCUCAAACUGCCAAUUAUGGCUAUGUGCCGAAUCUCAGGGAAACUAACGUAUUCAUGGCUGUGGCGAUGGAUUUGGGAAACGCCUCGUCACCAUAUGGCAGUGUCCACCCAAAUGAUAAACAAGACGUUGGGUAUCGUUUAGCACUUGCCGGACGAGCAGUUGCCUACGGGGAUCUGGAUGUGUACUAUUCUGGGCCAAUUGUAUCUGAUGUUAUAAUUACCGCUCCAGCAAAGUCUAACACAACAUGGAUUGCGACGGUGAAAUAUCAUCACGAAAGUGUGGGUUUAGGAGGAAUUGAACUGCGGUCAGACCACGGAUUCGAGUUCUACUGCGCGUUGCCUGGCCAAUCCGAAAUCACUCAGGCCAAGAUUGUCUCAAGCGACUUCAGCUCAGUGCACGUAACUGGGGACUGCCCCCAUGAGAUGUCUGUGCAAGGAAUACGAUAUGCUUGGUACACAAAGCCUUGUGAUUUUAAAAAGUGUGCUGUCUACAGCAAGGAAAAUGACCUACCGGGACCUCCUUUCACGUGGAAUGCGCCUGUUAAUUAAAGGAACGCUUUUCGAGAAAGUGCCGCCUCCAUGAAGAGGACAGUCAUCGAAACCAAGGAAAUGCAGUUGAUGCAUUUUUGAUGCUGAUAGAAUUGAAACGAUUUUCUUUGAUGUCAUUUUAAAGCUUAGCCAAUUGGAUUUUAAGUUAAACAAAUAACGUUUCAAUAAUCAGGAUGAUGAUAACACAAGUUCAUAUUGGGAUACGCAUGUAAUCAGUCGUACAGAUUUGACCAAAUAUUAGUUUUCGAUAUCAUUUGAAGUGAUGUAAAACAGUGUCUUUUAAUCUUAAUAUUUCAUUUAUAAAAGGUAAGUAAUUGAGUCAGAAGUCGGAUGAUCUGUAUAAUAAGCUGAAUAACACGCGCAUUUGGACUUUUACUUAUGAUCUAUUAGAGAACGGACGCACGGAUGACGUCACCAUUCACAAUUUUUACUCCAUUGUUAUGUAAACAAAUUGAUUCCUUGUUGCCAUGGGUCUGUACACUUACGGAUCACAGAAGACGUGGUAAGAAUAUCAGAGACACACUCAGCUGCACCUUGUAUGCCACGGUUUUAUUUUUACCUUACGUCAUUUUGACGUCAUCUGUGAUCUAUUAGUUAGCAGACGCGCGGUCACGUGGAGCCUAUUGGCUAAAUAGGUCAGUAGUCCUAAAAAAGACUACUUUGCAGCUUAACUUUUAAGUGUUAAUUAGAAAUGUAAUUGCUGACAUGAACAGAACAAAAUUCGCCGGUCUUUCAAUGAAAUAAACAGAGUAGAAUUGCUGU